GGCAGAAUGAGUGAAGAGGUGCCAGUUUCUCCCAGCUGGCUGGCUCAAGAACCCACCUGGGGCAGCAGCGGCGCAGGAAGCAUAGAAAACAUCACUGUCGGAACAUACCCACCUGCGGUUGUCUUGCCGGCGAGGCCGCCUGCUGAGCUGUUGGUAAACCCAUGGGACAUCGUGCUGUGUUCAUCCGGCACCCUUAUAGCCUGCGAGAAUGCCUUGGUGGUUUUGGUCAUCUGGCAGAACCCGGCACUGCGCGCCCCAAUGUUUUUGCUGAUCGGCAGCCUAGCUCUAGCCGACUUAUUGGCUGGUUUAGGGUUAGUCCUGCACUUUACCUUCGCUUACCUGCUAAGAUCUGACUCGGCACAGCUGCUGACUGUAGGUCUGGUGGUGGCAUCCUUCUCAGCAUCUGUUUUUAGCCUGCUAGCUAUUACCAUCGACCGCUACCUGUCGCUAUACUACGCCCUCACCUACAACUCAGAGCGAACGGCCACGUUCACAUACACCAUGCUGGUGCUUCUAUGGGGAGUUUCGUUAUGUUUGGGUUUGCUGCCGGUUACCGGUGUGAACUGCUUGGGCCAGGAGGCGAACUGCAGCGUGAUUUGGCCCCUAACAAAAAACAACGUAGCCGUUCUGUCCAUCUCCUUCCUUCUACUGUUCGGCCUCAUGCUUCAGCUCUACGUGCAGAUUUGUAAAAUCGUCAUGCGACAUGCGCACCAAAUCGCCCUACAACACCACUUUUUAGCUGCAAGUCCUCACUACGUCACGACGCGGAAAGGCGUAUCCACCCUGGCGAUCAUUCUGGGCACAUUCGCAGCUUGCUGGAUGCCGUUUACAGUUUACUCGCUCAUUGCCGAUUAUACGUACCCGCGCCUUUACACGUAUGCCACCCUGGUUCCCGCCACCUACAACUCGGUGAUCAACCCCGUAAUUUACGCCUUCCGCAAUCAAGAGAUCCAGAAAGCGUUGUGGCUGGUGUGCUGCGGAUGUAUCCCUGCCAGCGUGACCCAGCGGGCACGGACCCCCAGCGACGUCUGAUGUGCCUAGGGAAUUACACAGGCCAGAGAUUCCCCCAAUCCCUGGGACGAGAAGGGGCGUGCGCGUCACCCAUUUAUGUCUUCCCCUAAUUGUUAUGUGACAACCACUGCCACAAAAUCUUUGCCUGAUCCCAAUUCGACCAGCUGCCACACCCUUUCCAAGAAAAAAAGGGGCGGAAACGGAUGCUGUGUGGCAGGCAGCUGUAAAUAUCUUGUAUAUAUAUAUAUGCCUUUGUAUUUUUGUGCUUGUUUUGGCUUGGCCACAGCGACAGCCCCCCUGUUGCACGGGCUGUGGAGGGAGAAGGAAGAUGAGGGGCAGCACGAGGCAGUCCUCUUGACUGGAUCCUGAAGCUCAUUCAUCUCGUCCUGCUGUUGCUGCAUUCAAGAACGUGCGCUGAACGUUAAGUAACCACGGUGUGCUAAAAAUAGCGCUCGGUGAUCCGUGCCUUGCGUCCUCCGAAGAUACCGACCUGGAGAAGGCAUGCACAUGAGAGAGAGAGACAGGCACACUCUCUCUUCUGUUUGAUUUAAAUCUCAACCCAAGCGUGGCAGAAUGUAAAAUGUCCUCCAAAGCAGAAAACCACGAAGAGCUAACUACAAUCUCAGAAUGAGAACCACUCUAUAAAUAACCGAACCCAUCGAUGCCUUUAUUUUGGUUUAGAACGUAAGUCGAACUGUCUCUGCAUUCUCUUCCAUAAAUGCGGGAUGAAAGCGACUAGGAGAAAGUGUAUGUAUAUUCAUUUAAACAGCCCCCUAUGAAUAGAGGCUCACUUCAAAGAAUUGUUGAGUACAAAACGUGCAUUAAGUGGCUGAGAAUAAGAGGUUUGUUUAUAUGCAGCGACAUGAAGGAUGGAACCGAAUGUAUUUUCUAUUGAUUUGCUUUUAAUUUGCAUUGUCAUUGUCGCUCUGAAUAGAGCACUGCUCCGUUUUUUAUGUUCAACUGGUAAUUACUACUGGAUAUGGGAUAGCUGUCACAAUGGUAGUUCAUAGCACGAAAUUUACAUGUAUUGCAUUUGCAAAGAAUGAUGAUUUGGGCAUGACAUUGAGAUAUAUUAAUUAGAGGUAUUUUGUUUGAAACAACGCGAGUAAAGCUUUUCAAAC
Messenger RNA from Sinocyclocheilus anshuiensis, 2132 nucleotides. Its product is annotated as G-protein coupled receptor 12-like. Gene Ontology annotation, molecular function: G protein-coupled receptor activity. The transcript has a single exon. Lineage: Eukaryota; Metazoa; Chordata; Actinopteri; Cypriniformes; Cyprinidae. Gene Ontology annotation, biological process: G protein-coupled receptor signaling pathway. The coding region runs from base 7 to 1032 and encodes 341 amino acids. The record is from RefSeq and is a predicted model, not a curated record. Gene Ontology annotation, cellular component: membrane.